AUACAACCCCAAUUCCGAAAAAGUUGAGACAGCAUGAAAAAUGCUAAUAGAAACAAAAAGGAGUGAUUUGUAAAUUAUAUUCACCCUUUGCUAUAUUGAAAGCACUACAACUAAACAUUAUAUGUUUUACCUUGUGAAUUUAAUUGUUUUUCUGAAAAUGUACAGUAAUUUCAAAUCAGAUUGCAACACACUCCAAAAAAGUUGGGACAGUCGAGUGUUUACCACUGUGAAACAUCACCAUUUCUUCUAAUAACACUUUUUAAGCCUCCUAGACUGAAGAAACAAGUUUGUUAAGUUUAAGAAAGUGGAAUUUUCCCCCAUUCAUCCAUUAUGCAGGUCUUCAGCUGUACAAUUGUAUAGGGUCUUCCUUGCCAUAUUGUGCGCUUCAUAAUGCACCACACAUUCUCAAUUGGAGAUGGUCAGGACUGCAGGCAGGCCAAUCUAGCACCCGCACUCUUUACUUAUUCAGUAUGAAUAAGUAGAGAGUGCUUAGCCAGUUUGUGGUUUGAAGUUGUCCUGCUGAAAAUUCCAGGAUGUCCCUGGAAAAGACAGUGCUGGAUGGCAGUAUAUGCUGCUCCAAAAUUUGUACAUAUCUGUCUGCAUUAAUGGUGCCCUCACAGAUGUGCGAGUUACCCAUACCAUGGGCACUGACACACCCCUGGCCCAUUCAGACACUGGCUUUUGGACCUGAUACUGAUAACAGCUUGGAUGGUCCUUUUCCUCUUUGGCCGGAGAACACGACGGCUGUGUUUUUCAAAAACUAUUUCAAAUGUGGACUCAUCGGACCAAAAAACACGGUUCCACUGUCCUACUUUACAUCUAAGAUGAGACUGAGCCCAGAGAAGUCAGCAGCGCUUCUGAACAGUGUUGAUGUAGGGCUUCUGCUUUGCAUAGUAAAGUCUUAACUUGCAUCUGUGGAUCUCCUGCAGUGGCAAAUGGUGUUGACUAACAAAGGUUUACUAAAGUAAUCCCAACCCCAUGUUCAUGAUAUCCAUUACAGAUGAAUUAUGUUUUUUUAAGACAGUGAUGUCUGAGGGAUCAGACAUCAUGCACAUUCAAAAGUGGUUUUCGUCUUGCUCUUUACGCACAGAGAUUUGACCAUAUUACUUGAAUCUUUUAAUUAUAUUGUGCACUGUAGAGGGUGAAAUGCCCAAAUCCUUCCAAUUUGUCUUUGGGGAACAUUGUUCUCAAAGUGCUGGAUUAUUUGCUGAAGCAUCUGUUGGCAAAAUGACAAGUCUCGAAUGAUUCUUGCUCGUGAAGGACUAGGCUGUUUUUGGAGGCUCCUUAUAUACUAUGACAUGAUUGCCUCACCUCUUUAACAUCUCCUGUUUCACAUUGUCUUGUUAUUUUAAUUCGUCAAAUUGUUAUUAGUCUUAAAUUGCCCCGUCUCAACUUUUUUGGAGUGUGUUUCAAUCAUCUGAUUUGAAAUUACUGUACAUAAAAAAAUAAAUGAAAUUCACAAGGUAAAACAUAAUUUAAUGUGUAGUUGUAGUGUUUUCAAUUUAGCAAAGGGUGAAUAUAAUUUACACAUCACUACUUUUAGUUUUUAUUAGCAUUUAUCAUACUGUCCCAACUUUUUGGGAAUUGGGGUUGUCCAUGAAUGUUAUUGUUACAAAAUGCAUGAUUCACUCAGUUCUUCAAGUGUUCACAGACAUAAUACUCUGAAACUGACCUGUUUAAGAAAUUAUCCAAUCUAACAUAAAAGACAUAACAGAUUUUAAAGUACAACAUGAUCUAUAACCUGGAUUGUAUGGAUUUCCUAAACUAGAGCACACAGUUAUGGCAGAAGUCCUAAUACUCCUAAUGAUAUAUAAACUUUUAAAGGGAACUUAACACAUUCAUCUUCAAAGGAUGAAUACCUGUGAAAACAAAGAAUCUGACUUUGGUGAAAAAACUAUAGCAUAAAUACCCAUCAGUACAUUCAUCACAGGCUAUCCCCCAUCUAGAUGGGAGAUAUAACACUCUAAUACUGAUCUAGGUACAGUACUCAUCAAGGUUGUGUAAAAUAAGCUCUAGACUCCCCAACAGAGCUUGAUGAGAGAAGUGUCACUGUAACUGCAUGUUCAUUUUUGAAGUUGCAGCUAAACGUGAGGUCUCAUGGCUGAGAAACAGUAGACUCAAAUGGAACACAUUCAAACGCUGGAUCGGCAUAGACCGGCAUCGUGAUCCAAAAUCCACUGGCAAAGCAUCCAAUGUGUCUUCUGUGAGUGCAAGAGUAAAAGAAUGUGAGGAUGAAGCUCCAAUGGAUGUCAAGAUGUUUAUCCCAUAUGAUUCUGCCAAGCUAUGCAUAACCCAAAUGACAGAUGAUAUGAUGGCAAUGAAGAACAGUCAUCGGGAGAUGAUUCAGGAACUGGAGAAGAAUUUUCUCAUUGCAUCAAGGGAGAACCAGGAAAGAACGGUUCUUAAAAUUAGGACGUAUUACCAAAAUAAGCUUAACACCCUGAAGAGGAUACUGGAUAUUUACCAGGAAAAGGUGGCCAGAAAAAAUGCAUACUGGGAAGAGAAGGUCAGGAGUCUGGAAAAUCUGAAUUACCAACUUCAGGAACAACACAAAUUGCUUCAGGAGGGGAACCAAGAAGAUUUAGCAACAUGGAACAGAGAGAAGAACAAGAUGAUGGAAUUGUUCUCCUCCCGAUUGGACCUCCUUAACAACCACCAGGCAUCAACAUUGCAGGAGCUGCAGUUGGCCAGGGCAGAGAUGGGAAAGGUCCAGGAGAUGCUGGAGGCCUCUCAGGAGAAGAACAAUCCAGAACAAACCUCUGAAGGAAAGGGCUGCAGUGACUCAGAUGUACCACUAGAUGGCGCACAAGCUCGUCUGGAGGUUCUGAAGGAUAACUUAUUGAGGAGAGAGAGGGAGAUCUCAAUGCUUAUGGAAGGAAGAGAGAGGGUGACAGAUCUUGAACAAUCAGCAUAUGCUAACCUCCUCAGUGCUGUUAUACAACAGUCUCAUCAUGUUUAUGCUGAGUUAGUAGAAGCUAAGCAGCAGUUUGACCAAAUGGCAGAGGACAAUCGAAAAACUAUGACAGAGAUUAAAGAAAGUCUAGAACAAACCAUAGAAGAGUCCAACCAGAAGACUGAUGAGGAACAAGAUCAUACAAAGCAGAAAAUGGCAGAGCCAAAGGAGGAUGGUGGAUCACAGGUCAGAUUACUCCAUCAUGAAGUCAUACAAGUGGCUUUGGAGUGCAUCAGAGCAGGAGCUAUACCCACCGUCAUUGAGUCUGACACUAAUGAGGCUUGCGCAGCAGAGCUGGAUGAAAGAGUCAAAAAAUUUGAGGAGAAUGUCAGACGAAAUGGAUUCCUAAAUGCUGAAAAUGAGAAGAGUUUAGGGCAGCAGCUGUUAUUACUGCAAGCUGAGUUAAAGCAACUCAAAGAUGAAAAUAAGAAGAUUAUUGACAACUACACAGCUGAAAGGACCAUGAGAAAGAAGUACUACAACAUGAUGGAGGAUAUGAAAGGUAAGAUCAGAGUGUUCUGUCGAAUAAGACCGCUGACCCGCGCAGAGCAAGCAAGAAGAGGUCACAUCAUAGUUGCUUGUCUUGAUGACUACUCUGUGAUCCUGGAGACUCCUCGAGGACCUCGCGAGUUUCAGUUUGACAAAAUUUUUAACUCAGACUGUACACAGGAGGAGAUCUUCCUGGAGUCCAGUGGGUAA
Messenger RNA from Myxocyprinus asiaticus (Chinese sucker), 3652 nucleotides. RefSeq lists its product as uncharacterized. The transcript has 14 exons. Lineage: Eukaryota; Metazoa; Chordata; Actinopteri; Cypriniformes; Catostomidae. The record is from RefSeq and is a predicted model, not a curated record. Gene Ontology annotation, biological process: microtubule-based movement. Gene Ontology annotation, molecular function: microtubule binding; ATP binding; microtubule motor activity. The coding region runs from base 2060 to 3652 and encodes 530 amino acids.